AUGGAAGACUGGAAGAAGAAGAAGGUCUUGGACAUGAAUGAGGCAUCGCUGUUCAGUAAGAAUGAGUCCUCGUGGUACAUGGGUGUUAAUAUCCCGGGCAAGAAGACGGAGCAGCUCAACUAUCUCGGCGAUAUUCCGGAAUACAUAAAGGCCUGCAAAGAGGGUACGAGUGACUGGGAAAAUUUUGAGAUAGUUAAGGGUAAUGCAGCCAAGAAGAAGUUGGUGGAGGAAAUGGAGGAAAUAGAUAUGCAACGAUAG
Colletotrichum spaethianum is the source of this 258-nucleotide messenger RNA. RefSeq lists its product as uncharacterized. The transcript has a single exon. NCBI's taxonomy places the organism in Eukaryota, Fungi, Ascomycota, Sordariomycetes, Glomerellales, Glomerellaceae. The record is from RefSeq and is a predicted model, not a curated record. The coding region runs from base 1 to 258 and encodes 85 amino acids.